This is a messenger RNA of Adineta steineri, 813 nucleotides long. The record is from the annotation of a GenBank genome assembly. Lineage: Eukaryota; Metazoa; Rotifera; Eurotatoria; Adinetida; Adinetidae.
AUGUCUUAUUGUCAACUUAAUCGUUUACCAAUAGAAAUCUAUUAUAUAAUAUUUUCAUAUUUGAAACCAUUUGAAAUAAGUUAUUCAUUUUCAAAUUUAAAUCAAUUUUUAAAUGAAAUCUUAAAUGGUUAUGAUCUUAAAUAUUCAAUUGAUUUUUAUUUAAUUUCAUUCAAAGAAUUAUAUUCAUUAAAACAACAUAUUCAUCCUGAACAUGUUAUUCAUCUUUCAAUGCAAGACGAUGAAAAAAGCUUCAAGAAAAUUAAAUAUUUUUUAUCAAAAUUUAAUUUAAAAUUUUUUGUAAAUCUUCGAUCAAUUCAUAUAAGUUUUCAUAAAAAAGCUUUCUCUGAUAUGAUAUUUCCUUGUUUAUCAUCAUUACCAUUAAAUCAUUUAACAAAAUUAUCAAUACAUGAUUAUGGAACAAAUAAUUCCUUAUAUGAAUUAAUAACAUAUCAUGGAAAAUCUCUUCGAGAAUUAUCAGUUCUUCGUGCAUCAAUACUGAAUCGAAAUAUAUUUCCAAAAAAUCUUCAAAAAUUAAAAUUAUAUUCAGCAGAUAAUUUUUAUUUACGAACAAUUCUUCAAAGACUUAAUCAAAAUUCUUUAAUUAAGCUUCAUAUUCGAUUUGAUGAAAAACCAAUUAUUGAUAAAUUAUUUUCAAGUUUUCAACGUCAUUAUCAAUCUUUAACUUAUCUUUUUAUUGAUAUAAGUCAAAGUAAAUCUAUUCAUUUUCUCGUAGAGAAGAGUCCUUGCAACAAUAAAUUGGCUAUUCAUAGUCCACUAGUUGAUCGAAAAAUUAAAAAAGAUUCCUUUGUAUAA